UGUUAAAUAAAUAACCUAAAAUCCUUGUUAAAAUUGUUUAAAAUCUUAUUUUCUAAAAUUAAUUGUAAUUUAAUAUUUAUUACAAUUGAAAAAUUUGUUAGUUAUAAUGGAUCAGUUGAGUAAGCAAUUAGCUGAAGAUUUUUUUCUUCGAGAACCAGCGGAUCCACGAAUACGAAAACGAAAGGAAAAGACGGAAGAUGAUCCCCACCCAACUCUCAAAGUGGAAAUGCAGAUGAUUCGCCUCAGUUCUGAUUCACAAAAACAAGUGUUAGAUACAUUGAGGUUUAUCCAUGGAUCUGAUUUUAAGUUAGGAAGUGCUAGCAAUUACAAGGAUAAAGGUUCUAACCUUGGCAAUAAAUAUUGGAUGGAAAGAGGCAACUUAGUGGUUCAGGGUGGCUUUGAUUACUCAUUAACAGUGAAGGAUGAAGUGAAAGCACCAGAAGUAAGGCUUAGAGAGUUUGCAUUGGCUAAACUAGAAAGAUACAAUUUUCACAAAGCACAUUGUUCGGAAGCUUUGCAUAUGGCAAAAGAAAACACUGACACAGCAUUAGAAAUAUUAUUUAGCAAAUAUUUUGAUGCCAACUUUGAAGAAAAACCAGAUAAUGUGCCGACCCCAGCUGAAUUACUUGAAAUGAGAAAUGACGAAAAAGCAGUCCUCGAUUCUAUUUAUGAUAAUAUUUUUAGAGUAAAAGAUAGCAAUGUAUGGAGUUUUAAAUUACAUUUAGAUUACUUAUCAAAGGUGUAUGAAAAGACUACUGUUAGCAUACCUAAGAAAAAGGAAAACACUAAUUUUAAAACUAAAAAGAAAGAGGUGUGCAAACUAUUUUUAGCUGGACCGUGCAGGUUUGGUAAUAAAUGUAAAUUCCUACAUGAAACAAAAGAAGAAACAUUAUCCAUUGUACCCACGGUUGAAAGAAUUUGUUACGAAUUAGAAAUUAGAUUUCCAAAAGAUAGUGUAUACCCGUACCAACCUCCGUUACUCUUUUUCAAACUUGAAACAAGAAGUAAAUUGAUUCCUGAAAGAACAUGCCUCUUAAUAACGUCAAGGCUUUAUGAUGAAGCAAAGACGUUAGCUCAAGAUGGAAUACCGUGUAUAUAUUCUUUAGUUGAAUUAUUAAAUAAUGAAGAGGAAAUAUUAAAUCAUAUACAAUUUAGUACGAAAGAAUUUCCAAGCGCAACGGAUACAUUGAUACCACAAACAGAAAGUAUCGACGAUAGUAUAAAACCAACACAUUACAAUGUUAAUAAAAAUAAACAAAAUAGACCAAGUAUAAAUAUGGAGAGUAUGUUAAAAGAGAAUAAAGAAAUAGCUCGGAGAUAUUGGGAAAAAACUGAAAACAAUAGGUAUAAUAAAAUGAUGUCUGUGAGACGAAACUUGCCGGCUUGGCAGAAGAGACACGAAAUUAUGGAUGCUUUAAAAAAAUCUCAGGUAAUAGUAAUAAGCGGUGAGACAGGUUGUGGCAAAAGCACGCAAGUACCACAGUACAUACUCGACGACUGGCUCGAGAACUUCAAGCAGGAUCCCAAGCAUGUGGAGAUUGUGUGCACUCAGCCGAGACGGAUUUCGGCUAUAGGUGUAGCGGAUAGGGUAGCAGAGGAAAGGGUGGAGAAAACUGGACAGGUUGUUGGUUAUCAGAUAAGGCUAGAAAACAAAAUGUCGUCCAAAACACGUCUAUCGUUCUGCACCACGGGUAUACUAUUACGUCGAUUAGAAUACGACCCGCAGCUAACUUCAGUCACUCACAUAAUAGUGGAUGAAGUUCACGAAAGGUCAGAAGAGAGCGACUUCCUCUUGCUUAUACUGAGGGACCUUAUCAAAGUGAGGAAAGACCUGAGGGUCAUAUUGAUGAGUGCAACGCUGAAUGCUGAUUUGUUCUCCGCUUACUUUGAAAAGGUUCCAGUUUUGGAGAUUCCAGGUAGAACAUUCCCGGUAGAGCAAAUAUAUUUAGAAGAUAUAAUGGACCGAACUAAUUACGUUUUAGAAGAAAAUGGACCGUAUGCAAGAAAGAUUAAAAAAGAUAAAGACAAAAAAAUAGACUUAGAAACAGAGAUAGAAACGUCAGAUGUACGUUCAGAAGCCGCUGAGCCGCCCAAAGACUCGAUACGAGAUGAAAACCUCACAAUAUCGCAAAUGUUAGCAAGAUAUCCAAAAAGCAGUAAAGUCACUUGCAAGAAUAUGUAUUUGAUGGAUGUGGAAAAGAUAAACCUGGAACUAAUCGAGCAUGUGUUAACAUACAUAGUCGCUGGAGACCACAGCUGGCCGCGAGAGGGCGCCAUCUUGGUUUUCUUGCCCGGUAUUGGUGAAAUCAUGUCGCUAUACGAUCAACUCGUUGAGAGUCACACUUUUAGUCCAAAGUCAGGAAAAUACAAAAUAAUACCGCUACACUCGACAUUAUCAAGCGAAGAACAGUCCCUAGUGUUCAAGAACCCGGGACAGGGUGUUCGUAAGGUUGUGCUCUCAACUAACAUUGCUGAGACAUCAGUCACUAUAGAUGACUGUGUGUUUGUUAUUGAUUGCGGUCGAAUGAAGGAGAAAAGAUUCGAAUCGAACCGCAACAUGGAGUCCCUCGAACUGGUGUGGGUGUCCCGUGCGAACGCGUCCCAGCGGCGCGGGCGAGCGGGGCGUGUACGGGCCGGCGUGUGCGUACAUCUGUACACGUCGCACCGCGCCGUACAUCUCGCCGCGCAGCCCGUGCCCGAGAUGCACCGCGUGCCGCUCGAGCAGCUGCUGCUCAAGCUGAAGAUCCUGCCGCUGUUCCGCGGGAUGCGCGUGCACGAGGUGCUCGCGAAAACCAUAGAGCCGCCAGAGACAUCGAACAUAGAUGGAGCUCUAUCUCGUCUCCAAGAUGUCGGCGCGUUAGACAAGGGCUUCAACCUGACUGCGCUUGGAAAGCAUUUGGCGUCACUUCCAGUGGACGUUAGGAUUGGGAAACUGAUGCUGUUUGGCGCCAUUUUCUGUUGUGUGGACUCUGCGUUGACUAUGGCCGCGUUCUUGAGUCAUAAGAGCCCGUUCGUCGCGCCGUUUGGUAAAAAGACGGAAGCAGAUGCUAAGCGACGAGAAUUUGCAUGCUCUAACAGCGAUCAACUAACUACACUGAGAGCAUACAAAAAAUGGCAGCUAGCCAUGAAGUCAAGUACGCACGCGGCGUUAGUGUUCGCAAAUGAACACUUUCUUUCGCACAAAACACUAUUAAUGUUGGCUGAUAUUAAACACCAGUUGCUUGGUUUAUUGGCUUCGAUAGGAUUUGUACCAGACAUGCCCGCUCUGAGGAAGAAAAUGUGGAAGGACUCGGUUGCAAGGCUUACUGGAGAUGAGUUAAAUUCGAACGGAGAUAAUGAUAAACUUCUCGCUACUAUUUUAUGCGCUGCGUUAUAUCCUAAUGUAGUAAAGGUAUUAACACCCGAAAAAUCGUUCCACAUGCAAGCCGGUGGUGCUAUACCACGGCAAGCUACAGCAGAUGAACUAAAAUUCAAAACUAAAUCUGACGGAUACGUGUCUCUGCACCCGUCUUCGGUCAACUUUACUGUAGGACACUAUAACAGUCCAUACUUGGUGUAUCAAGAGAAAGUGAAGACCAGCAAAGUGUUCAUUCGAGAGUGUUCUAUGGUGCCUCAAGUGCCGUUAGUGCUGUUUUCUGGAUGCAGUCUGGCCGUGGAACUUCACAACGGUACAUUUAUAGUGUCGCUUGAAGAUGGCUGGAUCAUGUUUCAAGUGGAAAAUCAUGAGGUUGCAGAAAUGUUAAAAGCAAUAAGGGUUGAACUGGUCAAUCUUUUGGAAGAGAAAAUCAACGAUCCUUCAUUGAACCUCCUACAUUAUGAAAAGGGUAAUAGGAUAAUAAAAACGAUAGUCCAAAUUGUUACUAAGGAUUAGUAGGAAAUUUAUAUACUAAUAGUGCCUUUUAGUAUUUCUAAGGUGUGUCUUGUAUUAAUAUGAGAUGAUUUUUGAGCGUUUGGCCUGUCCACUCUUUUAAAAUGUAUA
Molecule: messenger RNA, 3979 nt
Organism: Colias croceus (clouded yellow)
Lineage: Eukaryota; Metazoa; Arthropoda; Insecta; Lepidoptera; Pieridae
Product: putative ATP-dependent RNA helicase DHX57
Exons: 20
Coding region: 107-3871 (1254 amino acids)
Cellular component (GO): intracellular anatomical structure
Molecular function (GO): metal ion binding; ATP binding; protein binding
Source: RefSeq, a predicted model, not a curated record